Molecule: messenger RNA, 567 nt
Organism: Diaporthe batatas
Lineage: Eukaryota; Fungi; Ascomycota; Sordariomycetes; Diaporthales; Diaporthaceae
Exons: 2
Coding region: 1-567 (188 amino acids)
Source: RefSeq, a predicted model, not a curated record
AUGGAGUCCAUCCAGCUGGCCCAGAUGCUAGCUGACAUCUCCGAUCUCAGCGCUGCCGACAAGAAAGCAGCAGCAGCACUUGUGAACGCGAACAAGGCACUCGCCCAGGAGGCCCAGGCCCAGGCCCAGGCCCUUGCCCCAAACCAGAAUGACGGCCUCAAGCCCCCUGCCCCCAACGCCGGCGCAUCGCGACCCUCGUCCUCUGUAUCCAACAACCGUCUCGACAAGUUCGGGCGCCGCAUCCUGACACCACCCAUGACGCGAACCAACUCAAAUCAGGGGUCCAUGCCCGGGACGCCCCGAGGUUCUGAUCCCGAGGACGACGUCGACCGCGCGAGCACGCUCAUGGCCCUUUACGACAUCCGCAACAAGAUCAAGCAGCAGGACAACACGAGCCUGAUCAGGGCGCGCGAGAAGAUCGACGCCAUGAUCGCCAAGCAAAAAGCCGCGGUCGAGAAGCAGAACAAGCAGGGCGGCGACGCGUCGCAGACCCUGGAGAGGCCGCGGCCGACGUCGCGCUACACCUUCCCACGGCCCGACGCGACGAGCAACGCGGACAAGAAGUGA